AUGGAGAAAGCAGAAGGAGGAAAUGGAACGUUCUUCAAGGAACUGAUCCUUCUUGGGUUUGGGAACGGCCCUGUACUGCAGCCCCUCCUCUUCCUGCUGUUUCUAGUCAUCUACCUUGUGGCUGUGGCUGGGAACCUCCUCAUCAUUGUGCUGGUGGUGGCUGAUCGGCAACUUCAAACCCCCAUGUACUACUUUGUGGACAACUUGUCCGCUGUGGAGAUCUGCUCCGUCAGCACCACCCUGCCCAGACUGAUUUGCAGUCUGGUGACUGGGGACAGAACCAUUUCUCUUCUGAACUGCAUUGUGCAAUUUCACUUCUAUAUUAUCCUGUCCAAUGCAGAAGGUCUGCUGCUAACGGCCAUGUGUAUUGAUCGGUAUUUAGCGAUCUGCCACCUGCUCUGUUACCCUGCUCUGAUGAGUGGCAGGGUGUGUGGCCACAUGGUGGCAGGGUGCUGGAUAUUCGGCAUUUCCUGCAGCAUCUUGAUACAAAUUUUGAUGAUGCAAUUAACAUACUGUGGUUCUGAAGUAUUUGACCAUUUCUUUUGUGAUUUUGGAUCCGAUGGUCGGUUCUGUGGUGAGUCACAGACUCUGAAAUUGCUAUUGUUUUUCCUGUCUGUCAUAUUGACUGUUGGGGUCUUUCUGAUUACCCUAGUAACCUACAUUUGUAUCAUCGCCACCAUCCUGAGAAUCCCUUCCAGCACCGGGAGGCAAAAGACCUUUUCCACCUGCUCCUCCCACCUCAUUCUGGUUGCAGCUUACUAUGUGAGUGUAAUGACAGUCUAUGUAAUUCCAGUGUUUGACCCUCCCGCAAUCCUGUACAAAAUAUGGUCUGUCUUGAUCACAGUCCUGAUACCUUUGAUCAACCCUAUCAUCUACUGCCUGAGAAACAAGGAGGUCCAUCAGUCCCUGAGAAAAGCUGGUAUGAAACUGGUUGAUUUCAGACACAGGCAUGGAGUAUGA
This is a messenger RNA of Pelodiscus sinensis (Chinese soft-shelled turtle), 960 nucleotides long. The record is from RefSeq and is a predicted model, not a curated record. Lineage: Eukaryota; Metazoa; Chordata; Testudines; Trionychidae.